AGCCCUCCAUUAGCAAGAGUGCCCAAUCUAUCUGUCUUCUCCAUAAGAGAGCAUCUCAGGUGUAGUUUUUAGUUUCUCUCUCUAAAAAUGGGAGGCAACUGAGGAAGAAGGAAGAACACGGCCUUCAUUUCAUCCAAUUGAGUCAAGAGAGGAAAUCUGAAUUUGGGGGCGGCCAAGAAAUGGAGCAGUAUGAGGUGCUGGAGCAGAUUGGGAAGGGGUCAUUUGGCUCUGCCCUCCUGGUGAGACACAAGGUUGAGAAGAAGAGGUAUGUCUUGAAGAAGAUCAGACUUGCCCGUCAGACCGACAGAUGCCGCCGAUCAGCACACCAAGAGAUGGAGCUCAUUGCAAAAGUAAGGAACCCUUACAUUGUGGAAUACAAAGAUUCAUGGGUGGAGAAGGGUUGUUAUGUGUGCAUCGUGAUUGGUUACUGUGAAGGAGGAGACAUGUCAGAAGCCAUUAAGAAGGCCAACAGUAAUUAUUUCUCAGAAGAGAGACUUUGUAUGUGGCUUGUGCAGCUCCUGAUGGCACUUGAUUACUUGCAUGUCAACCAUAUCCUUCAUCGUGAUGUGAAGUGCUCAAAUAUAUUUCUGACGAAGGAUCAAAACAUACGGCUCGGUGAUUUUGGUUUGGCCAAAGUAUUGACUUCUGACGAUUUAACUUCAUCAGUUGUGGGUACUCCCAGCUACAUGUGCCCUGAACUUCUUGCUGACAUUCCAUAUGGUUCCAAGUCUGACAUAUGGUCACUAGGCUGUUGCCUCUAUGAGAUGACUGCUUUGAAGCCUGCAUUUAAAGCAUUUGAUAUGCAAACACUGAUAAACAAGAUAAGCAAGUCGGUUCUCGCUCCUCUACCGACCAUCUACUCCGGUGCAUUUAGGGGGCUCAUCAAGAGCAUGCUGCGAAAAAGUCCAGAUCACAGACCAAGUGCUGCAGAAUUGCUUAAGCACCCACACCUUCAGCCCUUUGUACUGGAACUCCAAUUGAAGUCGAGUCCCGCUCGCAAUCUUUUCCCGGAUACAAAUAAGGCUUCAUGUUCUGAUGAUGAAAACAAUUGGAAGGCUAAGUACAGCAAGAGCCAUUCAUUUAAAGUAGACAGGAUUGUAAAAGUUGACAAAGUUGCUGCUAACAAUGGCCAUCCUAGUUCUACUGGAACUGCAAAAGAUUACCAAGAAUUGCUAAAACAACCAAUGGAUGAGUUGUUAGGACAAUUAACCGAGAAAGUUGUUGAUGAAGUGAUACAUGGAAAUCAUUCAAGAGUAACAAAAUCUCCAGCUCCUACUCCAAGAAGGGCAUCAUCAACUCCUAGAAUACGACUAGAACCUUCAAAGACAUUUCAUGCUAGAGCAGCUGAGACUCCACCAUCCAAAUGUUCACUGGAACGAGCAAGUCAACCUACAAGACGAGCAUCAACCCCGGUGAACAUGUUGCAAACUCCUGAGAAACGGCAGGGCGCCGACAUCCUCACCAGACUAAAAUCACCCGACGUUUCAGUGAACUCUCCUCGAAUCGACAGAAUCGCCGAAUUCCCGAUACCAUCAUUUGAUGAUGAACAAUUGCACCCCACAACCAAGCUCAAGCUCUAUCCACCAUCCAUCACUGACCAAUCGAUCACCAAGGACAAGUGCACAUUCCAGGUUCUCCGAAGCGACAGCAGCAAGAACCACACCGGAGACAGUUCUGAUCCCAGCAUUCUUGGCACUGACAGUAAUCCACUCAUCACGAGCUCAUCGGAUUGGAUGAAGCAGAGGAGAUUCGACACGACGUCGUACCGUCAGAGAGCCGAGGCACUGGAAGGAUUGCUGGAGUUCAGUGCACAGCUGCUGCAGCAGGAGAGGUUUGAGGAGCUGGGGAUCUUGCUGAAGCCAUUUGGGCCAGGGAAGGCGUCUCCGAGAGAGACGGCCAUAUGGUUGUCAAAGAGCUUCAAAGGGACUGGAUUGUGAUUAAUCAGAGUCCUGCAAAUGCAAAAAAAAGAAAAAAAAAUCUGAACCUAGAAUAAUUUUGUGUCUUUGAUUAGAUUCAGGCUGCUCUGUACAGUUUCAGUUUUGUGGUAAUAUCCUCUUUUCGUCUUUGAUUUUCGCGAAAUGUUUGAAACACUCCGUUGUUUGGCGAGAGAAGCUCCAUUUUUGUGUAUAGCAAAUAAUUGCUCAAGAAUGGGGAAGCACCGGUGGUGUGGUGGUGAAAUCAGGAAUGAAUUUACUCCGUA
This is a messenger RNA of Oryza sativa Japonica Group (Japanese rice), 2200 nucleotides long. The record is from RefSeq and is a predicted model, not a curated record. Lineage: Eukaryota; Viridiplantae; Streptophyta; Magnoliopsida; Poales; Poaceae.